AGAUGGCUAGACUUUAGAUCAGUUUAUUUAAAUGAGUUCACUCAUGCGGCAACAAUAGUUCCCUUGUAGAUGGAAAUGAAAUAGUUGAAAUAAAACAUACAUUAUCGUUUGCAAUUUGCUUAGAUGUUUGUUGAUAUAGAUUUGUUUUAUUACGUUUUUAAAACAUGUCUGCAUAUUUGAAUUGAGGAAUCCAUUUGAGAUUAACUCUGUUUGACAGUCUAAAGGGAACAAGUAUUGAACAUCAUUCCGCUGCUAAGUUCUGUCUUGUUGAACAAAAAAAAUAUAUUUAUGCGUUAUUUCUCAAUAUGCUAACUUUGAUUUAUUGAAUUUGAAGCGCUCGGUAACACCGACACCUCUGGAAAAAAACGUAUUUGUGUCCAUGUCAGUGUCAGACACCGACAUCGACACGACGCCGACACUUGUGAUUAUAUUUAAUUUAUUCAUUUUUCAAAUUAUUACGGUGUUGAUGUGUCGAUGUCAUAUCCAAUGUCCAUGCUUCAUAGAAGCCUAAAGAUUGAGGCAAAGUAUGUCUCUGAAGGAAGCAAGGAAAUCUUGAAAAAGGUUGAAAUUUAUGGUUUGAGCCUCUACUGAAAUUGAGAUCCAGGCUGAUAGCAUCUGAAUAUUGAGUGUUGUAACAGAUUCCAUGCCCGUUAUGAAAAAGAAUUCUGAGCAUAAUCGUUUUGAAGCUGUAUUCAACAAGCUGCUGAGCCAGAUUGGGGAACCUGUUGACUUUGAACUUCCAGAUUGGAUUAAGAUAAGGACAACACAGUACACCCAUAUAAAGCGCAAUAUAUAUGUCACUAAGAAGAACAAGAGAAAGUUUGAUGAUGGCAUAUUCUGCUCCUGCGAAUCUUCACCUGACUCUACUAGUUUAUGUGGUAGAGAUUGUCAAUGCGGGAUGCUUCUGUCAUGCUGUUCUUCAGGCUGCAAAUGUGGGGUCUCGUGUCUCAACAAAGCUUUUCAGCAUCGCCCUGUGAAAAAGCUGAAACUGGUUAAGACUGAGAAAUGUGGCUCCGGAGUUGUGGCGGAUGAAAAUAUCAAGCUUGGGGAGUUUGUCAUCGAAUAUGUUGGAGAAGUCAUCGAUGAUAAAACAUGCGAACAGAGGCUUUGGAAUAUGAAAGAUCGCGGGGAAACAAACUUUUACUUAUGUGAAAUCAAUCGAGAUAUGGUGAUAGAUGCAACAUAUAAGGGAAACAAAUCACGAUAUAUCAAUCAUAGUUGCUGCCCGAAUACUGAGAUGCAGAAAUGGAUAAUAGAGGGUGAAACAAGAAUCGGUAUAUUUGCAGCUCGUGACAUAGAGAAGGGCGAGCAUCUGACUUAUGACUACCAGUUUGUUCAAUUUGGUGCAGACCAAGAUUGCCACUGUGGAGCUAUACAGUGUAGGCGUAAGCUAGGUGCACGGCCUACCAAGCCUAAAAUGUCUUCAGAUGCUGCAUUAAAAUUAGUUGCAUAUCAGGUUUGUCAGAAUGGAGGCUUGCAAAUUGGUCAAAUUGGAAGUUCCCGGGUGGUUGAGCAAUCAAAAUGCUUACACAAUUGUGUCGAUGAAGUCAUCAUGAUUAAACAACUUGGAAAUGUCAGAUUUGGGAUUAUUAAAUGGUUUGAUGAAUAUACCCGCAAACAUAAGAUCAUGUUUGAGGAUGGUUGUGUUGAAAUUCAUGACAUGUCAAAAGAAAAUUGGGAACUAGUGAGAUUGUGAUGCAACAACUAAGCAAGAAUCACUUCCAUGUGAAGGAAGUGAAAAUCGGAGAAAUUAUUCUUUCAUUGCAUGUUCAUAAUUUUUGUAUCAAAAUAUCAAACAGAAUCCGAAGAUGGAUACAUCGAUACAAGUCUCCCCGAAUGAAAUUUGAAAGUAGUAAUAAUAACUUGUUUAGUUUUUCUUAUGAAUUCAAAGUACUGGAAUUAAUCACUAUAUUCUAUGCAAAUCCUGAUUGUACUGUAAAAUGAGGACCCGUGGUUCUUCAUCUACAGGGAUUUUGCAAUUGUUGUAUCAAAUGUGUUUUUUCUUUUAACCAUUUUUUAGUAUAUAGAGUUCCUGUGGGGAGAAAAACAUGAUUUUUUUGGUUUGUAUUCAAUAAAGAGGGAAUUUUUGUA
Molecule: messenger RNA, 2091 nt
Organism: Lathyrus oleraceus (garden pea)
Lineage: Eukaryota; Viridiplantae; Streptophyta; Magnoliopsida; Fabales; Fabaceae
Product: histone-lysine N-methyltransferase ASHH3
Exons: 14
Coding region: 644-1696 (350 amino acids)
Cellular component (GO): nucleus
Molecular function (GO): protein binding; histone methyltransferase activity
Source: RefSeq, a predicted model, not a curated record